CUUUAGUUACUACCGGACUUCACCUCUCGGACAAGGCGUUCAAGUUUCUUUCUAAAUGGUUCAUAGUUACGCCGUAAAUUCGUGUGUCUUUGUACUGGGACUUCUGUUUACCCUCUGGUUUAUGGGGGAAGAAGAGCAUGUUAUCUAUAGUGGAUUUUCUACAAAGACUGCUUACCGUUAUUGCAGCCUACAACCAUUUGUAGACAGAGCUUCUGAAUUCGUGGACGAAAAUUGUCAGCUUGUGCACGUCAACGUUCUCUUCAGGCAUGGGACUCGAGCGCCCUCCGGGGAUGAUGUGGUUGGAUUUGAGGAACUUCACGCUCGCUUGGUUUCAAGUACGGGAGCUGCUCUCCCAUCCGGGUUUGAAAAGCACCCCAUUCCGUUCCUAAAUUGCUCAGAUCGACAGCUGUUACCAAUGGGCGUCCAUGAGAUGUAUACACUUGGCCGCACGUUCCGCGAACAAUCGUCAAGUUUCUUCAACUUCACUCCGUCUAAUUCGCGGUUUUUCACCAGCUCUUCUACUCGAGCAAUUGCCAGCGGUCAAUCGUUCUACAAUGGACUUUUCAACUUGUCUCCUCCGGAUCCCGGUACAUCGUAUUUUGCACUGCCUUCAUUAAAGUUCAAAAAUGGCUUUGGACAAAGCAACGACCUGUUAAAGGUGGACGACAAGCUCUUACGGUUUUUUGACUAUUGUGAUCGAUAUGUCAAAGAAAUCGUGCAUAACAAGUCGACGCUUUACGAAUAUACUGCGUUCAAGAAUGGGCCAGAAAUGCAACACGUAUUGAUGGACAUAAUCUCUCAACAUCGGUUAAAUGAAAGCACCUUUAUCAGAGAUGACAUAUACACAAUAUUUCUAGCCUGUGCGUAUGAGGUCGCUGCCUACUCCGAUUCAGACCCGAUGUCCCCUUGGUGUGGUUUCCUGAAACCGGCUCAUCAAGAAGUGUUGGAAUAUUUGGUGGAUUUGAAGCAGUUUUGGCGCAAGUCUUACGGGUAUGAUUUGAAUUAUGUCCAAUCCUGUCCACUUGUGAACGAAAUGGUCUCCCAAGUUAAAGAGGCUGCCGAGCAAUUCAAAUCACACCGCUUUGAUCAGCAAGAUGUGAAUUUGCAUCGCGGCACCUUUUGGUUCGGACAUGCCGAAACCGUCAUGCCCGUGGUUUCCGCAUUGGGUUUAUUCAAUGACUCUAUUGGAGCGACUACUCUGCAGAAGCUGCACGCAGAUGGUUUCGAAAUCUGGCGGAAAAAAUUACAUUCGAAACCGCAGCCACCAACCAUGUUUCGUAGUGGCCACAUUGCUCCAUUCGCUGGCAAUGUGGCCUUAUAUCUUUAUCACUGCCCAGAUUCAGCUGAUUCUUCUGAUCCUUAUGGUGGAUUCCGUGUACAACCACGAGUCAACGGUCAAACAGUAGCCUGGCCCAUUGGUUCCCCGGUUCAACCUCCUACUAGUCAAUUUCCUGGGUCCACCAGUGCUCCAUUAUCUGCCUUGCUCCGCUAUCUAUCUGACUGCGCACCAGAGGUCUACAGCGACGAAAAAGUGUGCCACCUGAAAACUCGCGUACCAGCCCCUCUGCCCACGACACACCAUCAUGCGCGCGUGCACAAUCCGUUCCCGCAUCUACUGUGCUUCGAAUGUUCUGGCCCAUCGACAGACCUCGUCACUCCUAAUGUGAUGUUCCCAUCAUGCACCAGACAUGGUCCGAAGGCAGCGAUCUACAAAAGCAGACUGUCUUUGGUUAUCUUUUGCACACGUACCGUGGCAUUACAAGCUCGGCCUUUUGGAGAGAAACUGUGCUAUCACCAGUGGUUGGUAAUCCCUACUUGAGCUUUAGUAGCCCACGAAGUGGCCUAUUCCUCUGAGCUGCCGGUGCCAAGGCGGCUCACAAUCGUCUUCAAUGAGUAGGCUGAGCUAGUAGGAGCAGGAUCAGCCUUCAUUCCGUAUUGCCGGAAAAUUACGCUUUAGUGGGGCCAAGGUCAUUCCGGGCUGCGAAAUGGACGUUUACCUGCGCAGCAACUUACGAGGAAUCAACUAUCUUAACACCUCCACAGUUGACCACCUCUAAGUUGAUUGUUUUUCAUAUCUUGAACCCUUUAGAGUCCAAAGAGAACUUUACUUUUUCAACCAAACUGGAUUACCUAUUUGCGGACAUAAUGUUUGUAUUUCCAGACCCUUCAUUUAUCUCCCUACAGAAAUUUACACAUGUUCGCUUUGAACACUUGCUAUGUGUGGAAUUCCCCUGACUUACAACCGCUGCAUUUUACGACUUCGUUGACGAUGCAGCCUGUUCCCAGUUUGUGUAUGUACUUGUUCAUUUGCUUCCGCCCCGGAGUGUUUACGCGCAUGGGUGUUUACCUCGUACAAUAUGUUCCCACAUAUCCGCAUCCCUAGAUUGACCCUCACCAUUUUUAUGUUAACCCUUUCCUCACGCAGGCCCGCAUCACGCCUAUACUUUGUAACAUGUGCCAACUCAAUUGCACAAGUCGCUAUAAGGAGUUUGAGUGCCUGUCUAGUUGCCGACUAACGAGUCCUAAACCAAUGUGUUCAGUUACCUUUAUGAUACGAAAACGCGGACGAGUGAUUUUUCUAAACAACGGGUUUUAUAUUGA
Messenger RNA from Dicrocoelium dendriticum, 2601 nucleotides. Lineage: Eukaryota; Metazoa; Platyhelminthes; Trematoda; Plagiorchiida; Dicrocoeliidae. The record is from the annotation of a GenBank genome assembly.